This is a messenger RNA of Caenorhabditis remanei, 1077 nucleotides long. RefSeq lists its product as uncharacterized. The record is from RefSeq and is a predicted model, not a curated record. Gene Ontology annotation, molecular function: protein binding. Lineage: Eukaryota; Metazoa; Nematoda; Chromadorea; Rhabditida; Rhabditidae. Bases 1 to 1077 code for a protein of 358 amino acids. The transcript has a single exon.
AUGUCUUCCGUCUCCCGUUCUUCCCCAACCCUCGCCACCCUUCCCGUCUUCCCUGCUACCCAUAUCAUGGGCUACUUGGAUAUUGACUCCCUCUGGAAUCUAGCAUGUACGUCUAGAGUAUUCAUGGAGUUCGUCCAGGAUCUGAAAAUCCGUACUGGCGGAUAUCACGUAGAUAUUCAACAGGGUUUAUAUAAAAUCCAUCUCCCAGCUAUCCAUUACUAUUACUCUUACUAUGAAGAGGAUGAUGAGUAUCUCAUUGAUUCGAUGGACAAGGACUACAAGGAUUUCCAGAGUCUAUUCCCUGAAAAUAUUGAUGUUUUGAGAAUUGACGCAACCCUUGUCAACCACUUCCAUCGCUUCAAUCAAGAGUGCACUGUACUUUCCGUUGGUGAACAUCCUAUUUAUUACGAUAAACAGAAAAUGAAUGACUGUUCUACGGAACAGAUUAAUCUACUUCUGAAUUCUGUCAAUUUCCGGAAAGGACUCGCAUUGAAUGGACCGAAGCCACUAGUCACUGAGAAUGAGAAGAUUUUUAAUAUCGAUUGGCUGCAUAUCAAAAAUUGCACAUGGAUCACACCGGAAUUUAUUAGGAAGUUGAGGAACAAGAUUGUGUAUUUGACGGGUGCUAAGGAAUUGACAGAGGAAGACAUCAAUCAAUAUUUGAAGGAUUUGAAGAAUGGAAAAAUCGAUAAUAAGAAUCUUCAAGUGAUAGGAUUCAACACUGGAUUUGGUCGACCUCGUUGGAAUAAAGAAGCUAUUCUUGAUGGAUUGGACACAGUUAGAGCUGCAGAUCAAAUCUACAAAGUGGAGGAUUUUGAUAAACGAAUUAAAUCGGAGCUUUUCCUUGGCGUAGUGUCUGACACUGGAGAUAUCAAAAUUGAAGAUUCAUUUGAUUUCACUAGAGAUGAUGGAAUCAAAAUAAGCGUCGAAUUCAUUUGUCGGACUGUGCGGAUUUAUAUUUGGAAUCAGAAGCAGAUGCAGAAUCUGGAUAAGGAUCAGGAUAUGGAGAAGGUCACCAAGAAACGAGGAUACCCUGAGGAUACCAAUGGACCAGCUGCAAAGAAGUCUUGCUUAUAA